This is a messenger RNA of Ruditapes philippinarum (Manila clam), 3727 nucleotides long. Its product is annotated as ADP-dependent glucokinase-like. NCBI's taxonomy places the organism in Eukaryota, Metazoa, Mollusca, Bivalvia, Venerida, Veneridae. The transcript has 5 exons. The record is from RefSeq and is a predicted model, not a curated record. Gene Ontology annotation, biological process: glucose metabolic process. Gene Ontology annotation, cellular component: endoplasmic reticulum. The coding region runs from base 96 to 1529 and encodes 477 amino acids. Gene Ontology annotation, molecular function: ADP-specific glucokinase activity.
UACAAGCGUCCAUUGAUACAGACAUCCGGGUGAAGACGUAAACAAGAAUUACUGGAAAGCAUUCAGCAGUGUUAAAGAUUUACAUUUCUGUCAUAAUGGCUUUUCUGAACUCAAAAUCAUUAAUUGUUUGUUCUAUUCUGAUCGUGCUGUGCGCUGUGUUAUACAAAAAGCGAUCUGCCGAUUUGCUACAGGAGAAAUUGGGACGGGUGUUGCAUGGUCUUCUGAGAGCCGAGAAGAAAGUUGGCGUAGAAAGGAACACAAGAAUUGCACUUGGCUUUGGUGGCUGUGAAGAUAUAUUUGCAAAUGUCCAAGAAGUUCUUGAAAAAUUAGAUUAUACCGUCCCAGAUGAUCCUGCACAUGUGAAGGAUAUAACAUCAGCAUCAGAUUUUGUUAGAAUUUUUACCUAUUUCUUUGGUGAAGGUGCUGCAGCAGAGCGCUAUGUAGAGAAUGCAACACUAUUUGCUGAGGUAGCUGCUGCAGCUAGAGAUGUUCCUUCUGCUCGUUUGGCUCUUGGAGGAAAUGCUCCUGCAAUGGCACGAAGGCUUGCUAUAGAAGGGGCAGAAAUUCUCCUUGCAGCAAGAUUCACAGAGCAAACUAGGAAACAGCUUCCAGAGUCAAUAAGAGUUUUAGGGAAACCUUUAGAUGUUGAUGAGCUCCACCUUGUGUUAGAAUACAGUGCUGGUAGUAAAUGGGGUAACUAUACAGCUUCUAGAGCCAACAGGUUUAUAAUACACAGUGAUAAAAGUAAUCCAUUUUUGGAUACAUUAGAAGAUCUAGAAAUGGAGUUACCAAGUUUUGAUCCCUCAGUUUUGGUUGUUGGUGGGUUACAGAUGAUGGAUAACUUCCCAUUUAAAGAAGGUUACAGAGAAGAGAGACUGAAGAAACUGAAUGAGCUUUUGAUAAAGACUGAUCGUUCAACAAAGACCCAUUUUGAACUGGCAUCAUUCAGUGAUGCUACAUUGAUGAAGGAGAUAGUAGACAGCGUAGUUUAUCAAUGUGAUUCUCUGGGUAUGAAUGAACAAGAGUUACCUAACUUGGUGAGUAUUUUAACCAGUGGAGAGAUAGCUCUGAUAUCUGAUUCUCGUCCAAGGAUAGCCACUGUUCUAGAUCAAAUGAGAACAGUUUUUAACCUGUUAAAAGACACUGAUGAGUCUAAUGGUAAGAGAAAGUUAACAAGACUGCAUGUUCACACACUAGCUUACCAGGCAAUCUUAACAAAGAAAGGUUCAGACUGGAAGAACACAAUGUCAGCAGCAGCUAAAGCUUCACUUACUGCAAACAGACAUGUUUGUGGAUCCAAUUAUAUUGAUACAGAAAAAGCUAAAUUAUUGAUGGAUGAGUCAUUUUCAACGAGCACAAGUGAAGAUUCAGCGGAUAGAAUACCACUAGAGGAGCAGAGACCGGUGUCAUGCUGGUCAGAGGAUGAGUUUGAUAUCUGUCUCGCCCCCGUACUUGUAUGUACGGAGGUACUUCAGACAGGAGGUGGUGGUGACAAUAUCUCAUCAGCAGGACUCCUUUAUCAAAUAUAACAGCUUUUGUACAGAAGACAAGCCAAAAAUCGGAUCACAGGCAAUAAUUGUUUAUACAGCUUUAAUGUGAUUCUUGUAAUUUUUGUACAUGUAUAUCUAUCUUUUUUGAAAAGCAAGUCAUUUAUUUUUAUACUAUUUAUUAAAUUCAGAAAACAUUUUACCAUAGUCAUUUCUUACCUCUUUAAUUGUUAUAUUUAGAAUGUUUAAAGUUUCCAAUUACUUAAAAGAUAUAAAAAAUACCUAAAACAAGCGAGUGUUGUAAAACAGCUUUUUGAUACAUAUAGUUCUUGUUUUAUGUCAACAAUUAACAAAAAGAUGUCAUAAAAGUAUAGGAAAGUUUUUUGAGAAACACAUUCAUUUUGUUGUCUGAAACAAUUUGUAUGAAGAUAAAAAGUUUUGAUUUUUGUGUGUGUUUUUAUACCCUCUUUUCUCUGACAGGUCAGCUUAUUAACAUGUUUAAUGUAAAUAAAUCUUUUUUCAUUUUUCCCCAAUCCAGUUAAGAAAAUGACAAAUAUUUAUAUUCUAUUUUGGAUUGAAAUUAUAUCUUUUGAUUGUCAUAAUAUUUUACUAUUUUGUGAAUAUUAGCAUUUUUUUAUGAAAACUGCCUUUUUAUUCAAUUAAAUGAAGUAUUAUAGAACCAUUAAAACAUAAUAGUGCUUUUAUGUUGAUAUGUUCUUUACAUUUUAAUAAGCUUUUUAAGCUGACAUCUAGAUUAAUCUUUGAAAUCCAUAAGUUGUAGAAGUAUUUAAAUACAUGUAUUAACUGAAAUUGCUCAUUUUUUAAGUGUCUAAGUGAUCCAUUUGAUUUUCUUAUUAUGACUUUUUAUAAUGUGAAUAAUAAUUUUUCUGCCAUAUAAAUUUCAUGUCAAUUUGUAUUUCUGUAAAAUUUCUAUUAUUUAUAUGUAACAAUUUGAUAUAAAAUAUGUAAAUGUGAUAAAAACAUACUUGAUCUUGCAUCAGUUAUUUCCCGAGCGCCGGCGUCAGUGUCAGCGUCUGCGUCGGCGUAACCACUUAUGUUAAAGUUUUUGUAAUAGUUCAAAUAUUUUCAAAGUCCAUUGACAUAUGGCUUUGAAACUUUGCACACUUGUUCACCAUCAUGACCCCAACCUGUAGACAGGAGGAGGUAACUCUAUCAAGCAUUUUGACAAAAUCUUGUCCCUUUUUAGCUCGACUAUUCGAUAAGAAUAAGUAGAGCUAUUGCAGUCACCCGAGCGCCGGCGUCAGUGUCGGCGUCGGCGUAACCACUUAUGUUAAAGUUUUUGUAAUAGUUCAAAUAUUUUCAAAGUCCAUUGACAUAUGGCUUUGAAACUUUGCACCUUGUUCACCAUCAUGACCCCAACCUGUAGACAGGAGGAGGUAACUCUAUCAAGUAUUUUGACAGAAUUAUGCCCCUUUUUCGACUUAGAAUUUAUGUUAAAGUUUUUGUAAUACCUUAAAUAUUUUCCAAGUCCAUUGACAUAUGGCUUUGAAACUUUGCACACUUGUUCACCAUCAUGACCCCAACUUGUAGACAGGAGGAGGUAACUCUAUCAAGCAUUUUGACAGAAUUAUGCCCCUUUUUCGACUUAGAAUUUAUGUUAAAGUUUUUGUAAUACCUCAAAUAUUUUCAAAGUUCAUUGACAUAUGGCUUUGAAACUUUGCACACUUGUUCACCAUCAUUACCCCAACCUGUAAGCAGGAGGAGGUAACUGUAUCAAGCAUUUUUUUUUUUUUCAAGCACUAAGAAUAGUCGAGCGUUGCUGUCCUACCGACAGCUCUUGUUAUAUAUAUUGACUUCUAUUAAUCAACUCCGGAAAACCUGUGACGAAUUUUAUAAUGGAUGAUUUUAAUGGAAGUUUAUAUGAAAUAAGAAUAAAUAAAGAUUUGAUGUAUAACAAUUUAUAAAUAAAUGUGCACCUCCCCCUCCCCUCUCACCCCUGGCAAAGGAAUUUUGUGUGUGAUUCACCUAUGAAUUAUAUGUAUUUGCUAUAUAUACAUGUAGAGAUGAUGAUAUCAUGAUUUGUUUAUAUUAACAUGUAUCUCGUAUAAAAAGAUAAUGUAAAUUAUAGUAAUUACAUUGAAAACAAGCAAGAUUAUCUGAAAUAAUGUCUUUGUUUUCUUUGUUUUAUCAUACAUUGACAACAAUACAGCUAGUAACAAUGACUGAAAACUUAUUUUCAAGUGUCAAGUGACUGAUAAAAUCAGUUUUAAUUGAAAUGA